AAUAGAUGGCCUUUUAUUAGAACAGAUAUAUAUUCAUAUCAAUCAUAUCAUCAAUAAUUUAGCUUUGAGCCUUUGUCACCUUCAUUCAUCCAAAUAACAGGUCUCUGUUCUAUUCUCCAAUCCAAUGGAGAAAUCUGGGUAUGGAAGAGACGGUAUUUACAGUUCUCUAAGACCACCUCUACACCUCCCCAACAACAACAACCUCUCAAUGGUUUCAUUCCUUUUCAGAAACUCAUCUUCAUACCCACAAAAGCCAGCUCUCAUUGAUUCCGAAACCAACCAAAUACUCUCCUUUUCCCACUUCAAAUCUACGGUUAUCAAGGUCUCCCAUGGCUUUCUCAAUCUGGGUAUCAAGAAAAACGACGUCGUUCUCAUCUACGCCCCUAAUUCUAUCCACUUCCCUGUUUGUUUCCUGGGAAUUAUAGCCUCUGGAGCCAUUGCCACUACCUCAAAUCCUCUCUACACAGUUUCCGAGCUUUCCAAACAAGUCAAGGAUUCCAAUCCCAAACUCAUUAUCACCGCUCCUCAACUCUUGGAAAAAGUAAAGGGUUUCAAUCUCCCCACGAUUCUAAUUGGUCCUGAUUCUGAACAAGAAUCUUCUAGUGAUAAAGUAAUGACCUUUAACGAUUUGGUCAACUUAGGUGGGUCGUCUGGCUCAGAAUUUCCAAUUGUUGAUGAUUUUAAGCAGAGUGACACUGCUGCGCUAUUGUACUCAUCUGGCACAACGGGAAUGAGUAAAGGUGUGGUUUUGACUCACAAAAACUUCAUUGCCUCUUCUUUAAUGGUGACAAUGGAGCAAGACCUAGUUGGAGAGAUGGAUAAUGUGUUUCUAUGCUUUUUGCCAAUGUUUCAUGUAUUUGGUUUGGCUAUCAUCACCUAUGCUCAGUUGCAGAGAGGAAACACUGUUAUUUCAAUGGCGAGAUUUGACCUUGAGAAGAUGUUAAAAGAUGUGGAAAAGUAUAAAGUUACCCAUUUGUGGGUUGUGCCUCCUGUGAUACUGGCUCUGAGUAAGAACAGUUUGGUGAAGAAGUUUAAUCUUUCUUCUAUAAAGUAUAUUGGCUCUGGUGCAGCUCCUUUGGGCAAAGAUUUAAUGGAGGAGUGCUCUAAGGUUGUUCCUUAUGGUAUUGUUGCUCAGGGAUAUGGUAUGACAGAAACUUGUGGGAUUGUAUCCAUGGAGGAUAUAAGAGGAGGUAAACGAAAUAGUGGUUCAGCCGGAAUGCUGGCAUCUGGAGUAGAAGCCCAGAUAGUUAGUGUAGAUACACUGAAGCCCUUACCUCCUAAUCAAUUGGGGGAGAUAUGGGUGAAGGGGCCUAAUAUGAUGCAAGGUUACUUCAAUAACCCACAGGCAACCAAGUUGACUAUAGAUAAGAAAGGUUGGGUACAUACUGGUGAUCUUGGAUAUUUUGAUGAAGAUGGACAUCUUUAUGUUGUUGACCGUAUAAAAGAGCUCAUCAAGUAUAAAGGAUUUCAGGUUGCUCCUGCUGAGCUUGAAGGAUUGCUUGUUUCUCACCCUGAAAUACUCGAUGCUGUUGUGAUCCCAUUUCCUGACGCUGAAGCGGGUGAAGUCCCAGUUGCUUAUGUUGUGCGCUCUCCCAACAGUUCAUUAACCGAAAAUGAUGUGAAGAAAUUUAUCGCGGGCCAGGUUGCAUCUUUCAAAAGAUUGAGAAAAGUAACAUUUAUAAACAGUGUCCCGAAAUCUGCUUCGGGGAAAAUCCUCAGAAGAGAACUCAUUCAGAAAGUACGCUCCAACAUGUGAUAGAUACUAUCAUUGAUAUAAGAAACUAUCUCUAAAGAGAUCCAACUGUUAAAAAAUAAAGUUAGUUUAGAAUUUUAUGGUAUAUUUUUCAUUACAAAGUAUCUCAGAGAGGCAUACUAGUUUCCUGCCUAUGUAGAAGAAAGUAGCAAACAAAGACAUGGUUUUAGAAUUUUUUUUUUUAAAAAAAAUUUAGUGAUUUGAUUCCUUACUACAAAAAAAUCCCAAAUGUUUUAGAAACUAUUGUUGAUAUUGUAUUAUAAACUAUAUAUGAAUGGUUCCUAAAUAAAAACUAUAUGUGAAAAAAUCUUGUAUUA
Molecule: messenger RNA, 2070 nt
Organism: Cannabis sativa
Lineage: Eukaryota; Viridiplantae; Streptophyta; Magnoliopsida; Rosales; Cannabaceae
Product: probable CoA ligase CCL7
Exons: 6
Coding region: 125-1756 (543 amino acids)
Molecular function (GO): CoA-ligase activity
Source: RefSeq, a predicted model, not a curated record